Molecule: messenger RNA, 1414 nt
Organism: Vicugna pacos (alpaca)
Lineage: Eukaryota; Metazoa; Chordata; Mammalia; Artiodactyla; Camelidae
Source: RefSeq, a predicted model, not a curated record
UGCAGACCUUGGCACGGGGGAGGCACAGGCAGCCCCCACCGCUCAGAAGAGUAGCUGCCACCAGCGUCCGGGGCAUGAGGGAGCCUCGUCCUCCAGGCCACCCUGAGGAGCAGCCAGAAACACAGAAACAUAGGCCAUGUGGGGCUCCCGGGAGCUGCUUCUGCUGUGGUUCCUGGUGCUGGCAGCUGGUGGCACCGAGCACCUCUACCGGCCUGGCCGCAGGGUGUGUGUUGUCGGGGUUCCCAGGGGCCCCGUGUCCGAGUCCUUUGUGCAACGCAUGUACCAGCCCUUCCUCACCACCUGCGACGGGUACCGAGCUUGCAGCACCUACCGGACAGUCUACAGGACCGCCUACCGCCGCAGCCCCGGGCCGGCCCCCGCCCGGCCUCGCUAUGCCUGCUGCCCCGGCUGGAAGAGGGCCAGCGGACUGCCUGGACCCUGUGGCGCAGCAAUAUGCCAGCCGCCAUGCCAGAACGGAGGGCGCUGUAUCCAGCCUGGCCGCUGCCACUGCCCUUCAGGUUGGCAGGGAGACACCUGCCAGACAGACGUGGAUGAAUGCAGCACCGGAGGGGGUGGCUGUCCCCAGCACUGUGUCAACACCGCAGGCAGUUACUGGUGCCAGUGUCGGGAGGGGCACAGCCCUUCUAUGGACGGGGCACUCUGCCUGCCGGACAGAGGGACGCCUAGGGCGGCCCCAAACCCCGCGACAGGAGUGGACAGUGAGGUGAAGGAGGAAGUGCAGAGGCUCCGGUCAAGGGUGGACGUGCUAGAGCAGAAGCUGCAGCUUGUGCUGGCCCCACUACACAGCCUGGCCUCUCGGGCCCUGGAGCAUGGGCUCCCCGACCCCGGCAGCCUCCUGGCCCACUCCCUCCAGCAGCUGGACCGCAUCGACUCUCUAAGUGAGCAGAUCUCCUUCCUGGAGGAGCAGCUGGGUUCCUGUGAGUGCCGUGGUCCCCAUCGCCUCCCCAUCCUCGGAGUUCCCCGGUUGCCUAGGACCCCCGAGGCUGGAGUGGGUCCCUGCCCAGAGAGGCCAGAGGGUUCCUGCAAGAAGGAGCUAUGACUGGCCUGGCCCAGGCCGCCAGCUCUGGCCACCAAGAGCCCCGGGCUUUGUCCUGGCCCUGCCCUGCCCUAGGCCCUGUCCCCUACCCCUCACCUCUUCUUGCUGAGGAGACCCCGCGGCUCCCACGUGGGGCAGGGUGGAGUGAGGGGUCUUCCUGCGUGAAUCCAGCCCCAGCCCAGACAGCCCUCCAGCCUUGAGAGCACAGCCCAGCCAGACCCCUGCAGCCCUGGCUGGCUCUUGGGGCCUGGUGGGCCCCUGGCUGAGAGGAGGUACGAGGGCUCCCUGCCCAGAGCCUCGGGCCCAGUGCUGCUCACUGGGCAGCCCUGAUCUUUGUCAGAAUAAAAUGAGACUUGA